Mauremys mutica (yellowpond turtle) is the source of this 1619-nucleotide messenger RNA. It is a transcript of the gene UFSP2, whose product is annotated as UFM1 specific peptidase 2. The coding region runs from base 139 to 1569 and encodes 476 amino acids. The record is from RefSeq and is a predicted model, not a curated record. The transcript has 12 exons. NCBI's taxonomy places the organism in Eukaryota, Metazoa, Chordata, Testudines, Geoemydidae.
CGUUCACAUGACCUGCCCUGGCGUUCUCGGCCUGCCGCGUUUCUCUUGCUUGGAGUGACACGUCAGAUCUUGCGGCGCGUGCACGGGAACCGGCCUGUUCCAACCCCCGUCGGGGCGGGGGAGAGGCGUGUGCGGACUAUGAGUACGGUGCUGACAGACGUGAUAAUUCUGGAAACUACGGACAUACUCUUUAGAAUAAGAGGAGGCCUGGAUCUUGCAUUUCAGCUGGAUACUUCUGAUGAGACUUCGGCGAAAAAGGCAGUAAAAUACAUUUUCAGUGAUCUGUCGACCAAACUGUCUUCAAAUGUGCUGGUAUUAAGAAUUUGCCAUAGUUCAGUGUAUGUAUGGCCUAACAGCAGUAUGAACACAGUUCCAUCAGAACUGACUGAUAAUUCUGUUUGUAAGGAGAUAAUACGAUUUAUUCAAUUUGACCAAGAAGAUGAGAGUAAAAGAAAACUUGCAAAAAAGAAGGAUAAAAAGUUCCAAGAUACGCAGCAGAUAGUAAAUGUAGACCUUAUGUUGGAAAUGACAUCUCCUUUGGCAGCUGUAGCCCCAGUCAUUGAAAGGGAAAACAAGAGACACCACUAUGUUAACAUGACCUUACCAAUUGAUGUUGUUGUAUCUGUUUCUCCAGAAGAGCCAUGGAGGAAUGUACGAAAUCUCCUGGUGAAUGCAAUUCAUAAGCAACUGUCUGAUAUGGAAAGAUGCAUUUUGAAAUAUAUGAAGGGAACAUCUAUUGUGGUACCUGAACAAUUUCACUUCAUGCUACCAGGAAAAAAACACCUUGUAACAAUUUCGUAUCCUACAGGCAUUGUAGAUAAUCAGCUAGAGACUUACAGAAAGGAAUUACAUGAACUGUUCCAUCUGCCCUCUGAUAGACCAUAUUUAAGAAGAGCGAAUGCUUAUCGCUUUCCAGAUGAACCAUAUAAAGAUGGAUAUCUCAGAAAUCCACACAUAUUUCUCAAUCCACCUGGCAUAGAGGCCGGCAUGGUGUAUUUGGUACAUGGUGUAUAUAGUUAUCAUCACUAUAUGCAGGAUCGGAUAGAUGAUAAUGGCUGGGGAUGUGCCUACCGGUCUCUGCAGACUAUCUGUUCAUGGUUCAAACAUCAGGGUUACACAGAGAAAUCUAUACCUACACACAAGGAGAUUCAACAGGCACUUGUUGAUGUUGAAGACAAACCAGCUGCAUUUGUUGGGUCGCGGCAGUGGAUUGGCUCUAUUGAGGUACAACUUGUAUUGAACCGGUUAUUAGGAAUAACUUCAAAAAUACUGUUUGUCAGCCAGGGUUCUGAGCUAGCUUCUCAGGGAAGAGAACUUGCUAAUCAUUUCAAGACUGAAGGAACUCCAGUUAUGAUUGGUGGAGGUGUUCUGGCUCACACAAUACUAGGAGUGGCAUGGAAUGAGGUUACAGGACACAUUAAAUUUCUUAUUCUAGACCCACAUUACACUGGUGCAGAAGAUCUGCAUGUUAUCUUGGAAAAGGGUUGGUGUGGAUGGAAGGGCCCAGACUUUUGGAGCAAAGAUGCUUAUUACAACCUCUGCCUACCUCAACGACCAAAAACUAUUUAAAUUCCAAUUGCAAAAAAUCAUGUUAAUCCAGAAUUUAAGACUUGAUAUAG